GAGUGCAUGCAUCUCCGUCCUACUAUACUCCUGUACAUACAGUCCAGACAUCCCCGAACAAGAAGACGAAUGUCUUAACGAUAACGAGAAAGUUCUCAUCGUUUCCGUCAACGGACAUCACGAAAACUGGAAUCUCACCGACGCAGUCAACGGUUUGAUCGUUGAGAAUUACACAUCUGUCAAUGCUACGUUCAGUUCAUUAUUAGCUUCCAGCAAUAUUUCUUCAUCGAUCCUCUCGGAUCAGAUUACAACGAUUUCUUCACUGUUGCCAAGCAAUUUCACGUUGUUUAACUCUUCACAUGCAAGCCCUGGAUUUUUUAACAAUUCUGCUGUGAGAAAGAGUAACUUUUCGGAUUCUCUGUAUGGCAAUACUUCCGAAAUCACGAAGUAUAGUUCAAAUAGUUCCUUCCCAUGGAUUACUAAUAUAACAGAUACUAUAACGAGUUCAAUGUUUGGCACGAUAGAAAAUGUUACUCAGAUUGCAAACAAAAGUUUGGACACAUCGACGUCCAAAGAAGAGUUGGAUAGUGCAGCUGUGACGUCAACAACAACACGGUUACUAUCGUGGAGUACGGGUGACCUCGCAGAGAGGUAUAACUUGACGACAAUAUCUGCACCAACAACCACCACGACACACUCGUCCUGUGAGAAGACCUUCAUGCUUCUGAGCCGUGAACUAGAGAAAACAGAGAUCCUGUCGGGACUUGGCAUCAGAGAGCUGCACCAGCUUCUGUCUUACACUCAAGGCGCCGGGGUCAUCAUCGGUGCAGGUCUGGGCAGCAUGGUGGCAGACAUCUACGGCAGGAGGAGAAUCCUGUACACUUCUCUCUCAGUCAUGCUCGUCUUCCAUUGCCUUGUGGCUCUGUCCAUCUCGUGGGUUAUGUUCAUUUUCCUGAGAGUUGUCGCAGCUGCCUCUGCUGGGGCCACGCUAGUGGUCAGUUUUGUGAUGGUCAUCGAGUACCUGGGCCCGGACUGGCGGGACGCCUGCACGUGCUCUUGUUUGUGGACGUUGGGAGCCAUCUUGCUCUCCCUGGAAGCCCUGGUGACGUCACACUGGCGCUGGAUGGCUCUCAUCUCUGGGGGUAUUGGCCUGCCGCUCAUCGGCACGUUCUUCACCUCCCACGAGUCAGUGCGAUGGCUCCAGUGUCAGCAUCGCUUCACGGAGGCUGAGAGCGGCUUUCGAGAGGUCAUCUCCGUGAACGCCGGCGCCGUACCGGACAUAAUGGCUCUGCUUGACCACUCGAGGGCCUGCAUCGUGAACAACAUGCACCAGAAGAAGUUCACCUUUAUCGACCUCUUCCAUUCCAUCGAUUCCACAAAGUGGACGAUAACUUUAGUGUACACUUGUCUGAUCUCGUCGUGUGUCUACUUCUGCCUGCUCUGGCGGGUCCGGCACAUCACAGGAAGCGUUUACAUCGACGGUUUCCUCCCCUUUCUCGUCGACUUACCACUCACCUGGUCCGUUAUCAUCGUCAACAGAUGGUAAGUACUGGCCAAUGUCUGCUCUGU
Messenger RNA from Aplysia californica (California sea hare), 1509 nucleotides. RefSeq names its product solute carrier family 22 member 4. Gene Ontology annotation, cellular component: membrane. The transcript is spliced from 5 exons. The record is from RefSeq and is a predicted model, not a curated record. NCBI's taxonomy places the organism in Eukaryota, Metazoa, Mollusca, Gastropoda, Aplysiida, Aplysiidae. Gene Ontology annotation, biological process: transmembrane transport. Bases 449 to 1486 code for a protein of 345 amino acids. Gene Ontology annotation, molecular function: transmembrane transporter activity.